GGUUCGUCGUCCCCGGCCUCCAGUCCCUCGUGGGAAACAAUUGCCGGCCUCCGGGUCCACACGGCGAGGGAGCAGCGGGUGAGCCCGGGAGGGUUGGGCAAAGGCCUAGGGGGCCGGGGAGGCUCCGCAGACCGGAAGGAGGCGGCCGAUGCUAGGCGGAGAGGAGGAGCUCCGCGGACCUCGCGCUUUCCCUCCUCCAAUAAGAGCAGAAAAUGAACAAAUCCAAGGAGCAAGUAUCAUUCAAGGAUGUGUGUGUGGACUUUACCAAGGAAGAAUGGAGUCUGCUGGACCCUUCUCAGAAGAUACUAUACAGAGAUGUGAUCCUAGAAAAUUAUAGUAACCUUGUUUCAGUUGGGUAUUGCAUUACUAAGCCAGAAGUGAUCUUCAAAAUAGAGCAAGGAGAAGAGCCCUGGAUAUUAGAGAAGGGAUUCCCAAGCCAGUGCCACCCAGAAAGAAAAUGGAAAGUUGAUGAACUGUUAGAGAACAGCCAGGAAAAUCAAGAUGAACAUUUUUGGCAGUUUGUGUUCACCAACAACAAAACACAAAGUGCAGAAAGUGGCAGUAAAGUUAGAAAAACUUUCAAUGUGGAUACAGACCCCAUUUCUUCAAGAAAUUUUCAUUUCAAAAUAUGUGACUCAUGUGAAAUGAGUUUGAAAAAUAUUUCAGGUUUAAUUACUAGUAAAAAAAGCUAUUCUAGAAAGAAGCCUGAUGAGUUUAAUGUAUGUGAAAAAUUACUCCUUGAUAGGCAUGAGAAAAUUCCUAUUGGAGAGAAAUCUUAUAAAUGUGAUCAAAAAAGGAAUGUUCUCAGUCAUCGCCAGGAUCUUACUCAGCCAAUUUUUGAUCAGCCUUUUGAGUACAAUGAAAAUGAACAAGGCUUUAAUGAGGAAGCAACCUUUUUUACAAAUCAGAGGUCUCAGAUAGGGGAGACACUCUGUAAAUACACUGAAUGUAGAACCUUCAUUGAUGGUUUAAAGCUCAAUGUAUCUCAGAGAACUCACUUGGAGAUGGAGCCACAUGAAUGCAGUAUCUGUGGGAAGUCCUUUUAUAUGGAUUUACGAUUUGGACAUCAGAGAGUUCUUACAGGGAACAUUCCAUAUGAAUAUAAUGAAUAUGGGGAAGUCUUCUGUGACAAUUCAGCAUUCAUUAUCCAUCAGGGAUACACACGAAAGAUUCCCCAAGAAUACAAAGUCAGUAACAAAACUUGGGAAAAGUCAACCCUCUUUAAACAUCAGAUAGUACACAUGGGAGAAAAAUCCUAUGAGUACCAUGAAAAUGGGAAUAAUUUCAGCAAGAAGUCACAUAUCACCCAGUCUCGGAGAACUCAUUCUGGAGAAAAAACCUUCGAAUGUGGUGAAUGUGGCAAAACUUUCUGGGAGAAGUCAAACCUCACUCAGCAUCAGAGAACCCACACAGGAGAGAAGCCCUAUGAAUGUACUGAGUGUGGAAAAGCUUUUUGCCAGAAACCACAUCUUACCAACCAUCAGCGAACACAUACUGGAGAAAAACCCUAUGAAUGUAAGCAAUGUGGGAAAACAUUCUGUGUGAAGUCAAACCUUACUGAACAUCAGAGAACACACACGGGGGAAAAGCCCUAUGAAUGUAGUGCAUGUGGAAAAUCCUUCUGCCACAGGUCAGCCCUAACUGUCCAUCAGAGAACACAUACAGGGGAGAAACCUUUUAUAUGUAAUGAAUGUGGAAAGUCCUUCUGUGUGAAGUCAAACCUCAUUGUACAUCAAAGAACUCACACUGGGGAGAAACCCUAUAAAUGUAAUGAAUGUGGGAAAACCUUCUGUGAAAAAUCAGCUCUCACUAAACAUCAGAGAACUCACACAGGGGAGAAGCCCUAUGAAUGUACUGCAUGUGGGAAGACCUUUAGUCAAAGAUCAGUACUCACUAAACAUCAGAGGAUUCACACAAGGGUGAAAGCUCUUUCAACAUCUUGAAUUUUCAGGAGCUUUCAGACACCUAUCAGAUUUGUUGUAAAUUUUUCAAAAUGAAAUUAGAUAAAGCCAAAGAAUGCCGCAGAGUACUCGAAAAUGACAUCUCAUUUAAAUAUGUGAACACUUCCAAGAAAAAUUGAAACUUUUCACUAAAAAAUUUGUCAUGAGGGAAAAUCUAUUCAUUUAAUCCAUGUGAUAAAACUCUUUAGAAUUUUUGUUUAAUAUUGUCUUCCAGAUGUGAUACCAAAUUUGUAAAUAGAAUGGGUAAUAUUCAUUUUACUCAUAUUCACAGUGGAAUUUGAAGCUUAAAACAAUCAAAUGGCAGUAACAUUAAACAUGUGUUAAGAGUUCCUCCUAUUUGUAGACUUUUCAUGAGUAUGGUAAUUAACAAACUUAGAGUAUGCUUAAUUUGUAUAUUGGAGCCCAACAUGAUUGUGAGGAUAAAAUAUGAACCCCUAGAUUAGUAACUUUUAAGGCAUAAACAUUUUCCAUACUAAAUGCCACAGUGGCUUUAUAGGUUAAUGUGAUUUUAUGUGUGUAUGUACUUAGAUGUGAACAUGUGUUUGUAUGUCUAUAUGUAUAUAUAUAUAUGUAUACAUAUGUAAAUACAUUUGUACAUACACACCUACUCCACAUAUACAGUGAUGUGUUAGCAUCACCAUGUACUAAUUUAAAAGUACUGCUGAUUAAAUUUUCAGGAAUUUCGUGAGCCAAUUGUUAAAAAGUCAUUACUUAGAAUUAUUGUAAACUUACAAUUAAAUUAUAUUAAAAGCAAAGGUAACACAAAUACUCAUCACUCAUAACGUCCUAAUAAUUUUGCUGCAUUUCAGUGUUCUCUUUGUUGUUUAGAUUACUUACAUUAUUGAAUCCAUAUGGUGAGAAUACUAUGUAAUGUUUCACUGCUAUACAUCUCUUCUCAAUUCCACAUUCAGUGCUAUCAUAUUGGCAACUUGACCUUAGUCAAAAUAUUUAUACCAUGGAAACUGGCAAACUCUACAUAGCAGGGUAUUUAUUUUCUCAGAGAACCUGUUGUCAAAUGUUUACCAGCACACCUCUGUGUAUAUAUGGAAACAUAUUUGGCAGAUUUAAAGUACAAACCACAUACCCCUUUUCCUAUUUCCUGAAACAAAUAAAUGGCCAUGGCCAUUAUUACUGAACUGCCCCUUCAGUAAAAAAGCCAAAAGAUGUUUUAUGAGGUUUUAAACUACCUCUGAACCAAUCUGAUUCUAAAUACUACUAGAGACACUCUAUAGCUUGGCCAGUGUAUGUUUUAAGUGAAAUAUUUUUUCACAAAGAAGCAUUCUACCUACUUUUGACUGAGUCCUGGCAUAUAUAAAUGAGUGUGGUCAUUAUUAUCAAGAUAUACCUUCAAUGAAGAAAUUAAAACAAUAUUUUUCUGAGGUUUUUGAGCUACCUCUCAGUCAUGUAAAUUAUGUUAAUAAGAAUAAUAUUUACACAAACUAAAGGUUAACAUCAGUUGUAAAUGGUAAUACUCAGUGUACUCUACAAAUAAAAAAUGGUGGUAUGUAAUGAAAUGCCCUUUCCAUACUCUUGGUAUUUUAUUGUGGAUCUCUUUAGGCAUGAUAUAUGUAACCCUAGUUCUAUGUAACCCAAAAACUAUAUACUUGUAUUUAAUGUUAAUGUCAUAUAGUAUCUCUGCCUUCUUUGUUUCUUUGUUCGCUAUGCUUCUUAGGACCACAUUGAUUAACAAUUCUGUGACUACUGAUUUCUUCCUUGUUGAGCUGAGCUUUUAUCACCUAGGUGACUUAGGGGGUAAAUCCAAAUUAGUUUAAACUAAUCAUGGAAAUUCCAUUCAGGUAAUUUUGUUGGAUGAACAGGUGAGCAAGGAGAUGUAUGGGGAACAGUCUAUAGAAUUUCUGGAAAAGUUCUUAGUGAUAAAGGUAUUGAUGUGAUGUGAAGAUAUGAGGGACAUGAGAAGAGAUCGUCCCUCUUCUGCUGGACUUUUUCAUGUCUGUACAUGAUACUGGCUUAUAGUUUGUGGCCCUGAAGGGCAGUAGCCUGAAGAUAACAGUGCAUGUGUGGGAAAUAUCUGGCCCAAAACUGACAUCACUGAGCUACUUAAUUCUCUCUGCAACUGCUCUCUUCUGGAACUUCAUAUUAUAUGAAGUAGAACAUUUUCUUGUUUAUUAGGACUGUCUGAUAUUUAGAGGUAAAGGCAUUUUAGCUAAUACAAAGGAACACUUUUCUAAGUGUUACAAGUUCUGUACCUUGAUUUUGGGGAAGAAUUAUUUCUGAUAUUAGGAUGGAUGUUUAUAUAAGCCAUGGUUUUUUCUGAUGGAAUAUAGAAUUUUUCAACUAAAAACAUUUUAGUGGCAGAUUUAUUACAAUAUGAAAAAAGUGAUGUUUAAACAAUCACCUAGAGACCAUCAUCUGCAUGAAAUCAUUCCUAUUUUGAGUCUUCAGGGGACAAGGUUGGAGCCCAAUGAGACCUGCUAUCAUGGAGGAUAUAUUUUCACUACCAGAAUUGUGGCACCAAAUUGUUAGUACCUUCCUUUGAAGAACUCACUCAGAUGCAUUUGCUGGUGAGCCCGGGUGGGCACAGAGAAUGAUGGAGAGAGAGAUUGGGUGGAGGAAAUGUGGAAUAAGCAGCACAGUUGUCUGUUGUUUGUUUUUAAUUUCUGUAAAUUCCUAUGUAAUAGGCUCAGUAUUAGAAAUAAAGUUAUUAGUUGAAAGGUAAGUUUUUGUGCUUUCAUAUCAGCAUGAGUAAAUUUCCUUUGGAACUGAGUCCUGUAGCAUGCACAUCUGCCUUUUGACAUGUAUGAAGCAGAUGUUACAUUAAAUUGCAUUGUUCAUAUAUCUCUCUGUGGUGUUAAAUGUGGUGAGGGAAAUAGUUCCAUAGUCUUCCAAAUAAACAACCAGGUAUCACUGUACUGUUCACCUCUUUUAUGGAUUUGAUAGGGUAUUAUUACUGUUUACUUAGAUAUAUGAUGUUUUAUCUCUAUUACUUUUGUCUGCUCAAUGUAACUUUUAAACAUUUUUUUAGUAGUAGAACCUGUCAUUGUGGUCACACAGUAAGUAUUUACUCUAGAUGGUACUCUGUCUUCCUGACCUGCAUUUGUAUUGAUCCCCAAAUGAUCAUUUGUUCCAAAAUAAGCCAGUGAGAGCCCAUCCUAGAGUACUGUUAUUGGGAGGUCACCAUGGGUCAGGCAAUUUGUAUACUUGUUGCUGCUAGCAAUCAUAUCAAGAAAAUGCAUUUGUACUGCAAUCUAUUCAAAGUCAGCCUUAACACACAAAGAAAAUAUAUUGUAAAGGAGAUGGUGGUAUUAAAUACUAUUAAGAAAAAUUAGAAGAAGAAAAGUUGUCAGAGGGAUGAUGUGAUUUUAGAUAGGUAAUUAAAAGACCUCACUGAGAAGGCUACAUUGGAGGAAGGAUGUGUUAUUUGUAGAUGUGUGUGUGUGUGUGUGUGUGUAUGCAUGUGUGUGUGAGAGAAAGAAGCAUGUGUCAUCAACAAUUUUACAUAAUUUUCUAUUUCAUGAAACACAUGCCCUAAUUACCUAUAAUGUACUUUUGAUACUUUGUUUAGGGUUGUAGUACAUUUUGUUAAAAGAAAUAUUUGUGUCCAUACACUAAACUGAUUUCACAACUAACAACCACACUAGUGCACUGAUUUCACAACCCAGUGCACUAGUGUGUGAAACCAAGAUGUGAAUUGCUGUGUCAUUGAUUUG
Messenger RNA from Sciurus carolinensis (gray squirrel), 5629 nucleotides. It is a transcript of the gene Znf248, whose product is annotated as zinc finger protein 248. NCBI's taxonomy places the organism in Eukaryota, Metazoa, Chordata, Mammalia, Rodentia, Sciuridae. Gene Ontology annotation, biological process: negative regulation of transcription by RNA polymerase II. The coding region runs from base 213 to 1943 and encodes 576 amino acids. The transcript is spliced from 5 exons. Gene Ontology annotation, molecular function: DNA-binding transcription repressor activity, RNA polymerase II-specific. The record is from RefSeq and is a predicted model, not a curated record.